Messenger RNA from Podarcis lilfordi (Lilford's wall lizard), 5697 nucleotides. The record is from the annotation of a GenBank genome assembly. NCBI's taxonomy places the organism in Eukaryota, Metazoa, Chordata, Lepidosauria, Squamata, Lacertidae.
AUGUCGUAAGUAUUCAAAGCAUUUCCCGUCGUGCAACAUCAGAAAGUGAGUGGCCAGGGGCAUUGAUCGGAGGAAGGCGAAAGGAGGCAGGGCUGCUAUAUCGCCGCCGCCGCUUCUCUCUUCUUACCCCCACCCCCGACGGCAAGGCAAGACGAGGCAACAACACACACCAACAAGAACACAGCCGGGAGGCAGGGAGGGAGCGGUAAAGUCGGGGGGGGGGGGAGCGUGGAACCGAACGACCCAAGAGAAAGUGAGCACAAAAGAGAAAGUGAAAUAUCAGUUUCUCUCCCUCCCUCUCCCCUCUCCACCCCACAACAGGCGCGCGCGCGCACUCCUAACCACAAUCCCCCCCCCCCAGCCCCCAACCCUUCGCAGUCGCCACUCAUCAGAGAACGAUUGGCAGACGGCUGCAGUCCUACGCGCUCUUUCCUGGGAGUAAACACUUUGGGGCACAGCGGGACAAUCCGCAGCCUUCCGGGCUGCGAGAUUCUUAAGCGCGCAUCUCUGAACAUAAGUCGCGCUGAAGUUAAUCAGAUUUGCUUCCAAGUAAACGUGUUCAGCGGUUAGUGACGCUUCACCUCCUCCUGCCCCUCCCCGGCCAAAAAAAAGCGUGCCUAGGACUGCAGCCACCCUCUUGGGGGCUUUGGUUUUCAGGGAACUUAAGACUCCCGUGGCAAAUGUGUCAGUCGGACUGUCAGCCGCGCAACCGCAUUCUGUGCGUGUUUACUUCGAAGUAAGCCCCGCUAUGUUCAGUCAAUGACGCUCACCGCCAAACGCAUGUGUGAAGAAUUGAAGUUAUACCCAUUCAUUUCAACAGAACUUCCUGUCAAGGAAGCAAGUGGGGGAAUCCUGCCAAAAGUAAGGACAUUCAUUUAAAUGAGAGCUUUAAGCAAGUGCUUAAUUUUGGCUGCAUCGUGCCCUCCUGUUUGCUUCCGUUGAGUUCCACUGAUUUAUCUGAAUCUUAUGUGCAGAUGGGUUAAUUAAACCUCCAUCCUAAGAAUAUUUAUGCAGACGUAAAUCCCACUAUAUAGGAUUACAGCCGCGCUGCCAGAUCCUAUGCUUAUUUACUCAGAAGCUUCCGGCUGAUUUCAGUGGGAUUUACUUAGGUCAUGCUGCGCGCGCUUUUAACCUUCGGUGCUAUUCUAACCACGCUCACUUGCAAGUAAGUCCCGUUGAAAUCAAUAGGAAUUACUUUCAAGGCAACUGAUGUUUAGCCUUCAAUCCUAUGCCCCACUUACUUACUUGAAGCAAAUGAGUCUUUCUUCUGAGUAGACGUAUACAGGAGGGCGCUAUUAGGUUGGGAUAGGAAGGAACCCACAUUGACUUUAAACACAACUGCACGCCGAUCCUCCUACACAAACUUACCUUGAUGUCCCACUGAGUUCUUUUGGACAUUCAGUAAAUGUGUUUAAGAGUUGCUGCGUUGUUCCCUUGACUGAAAUCAAUGGGGCUUACUCGCAGGGAGGUGCGUAAAAGCUAUGAUACGGCAUGAAUUUGUGAAUCUAUCGAGCCAUGGUGCUUAAGAAAGGGAUCCUGUAGACUUACUUACCGUACUUGGGUUGCACGACUAACACUGACCGGUAAAGCAAGGCUUAAUGGAAAACUGGAGAGGGGAAGGGGGUGGCCCAGUGGGUUAAAAGGGGGAGCGGGGGGGGGAGGACCCUUCCUCCCAAGAGAAGUGACUGCAGGGUUAUUCCUUCCCGCGCAUUAUGUACUGGAACUUUUAGGGGAAGACAAGGUAGAGGGUGCGAGAACAGAAGAAAGGGGGAGAGGAGCCGGGAAUAAGAGGGAGGUCAGCAGAGAAAUUAGAAGGAGGGAAGAUACAAAGGCUCACAUAGGAAAUGCGGCCUGUAAUCCUAAACCCCGGUGCGGACCGCUCGCCCGCAGGUUUACACAAAAAUAAGUCUCGCCAACCUCGGUGAGUCUCACAACUUAGUAACUCUGCACAGAAUCGCAGAGUGAGCUUAACGGACUGACUUCCUGAGAAUGCUGGUCAGGAUGCUCAGGUGGCGGAGAGAGUUGUAAAAGGAGACUUAGGCGGGCUGCAAAGUUUCUCUCGCACUCUUACUUUGGAAGAAGUUCCGUUGACAACAGUGGGGCUUACUCCUGAGAAAGUACAUACAGCAGCAGGCCGCUAGAAGUCACUCGAAACUGGAGGAGGCAAGGUCAGGUGGCAGGCUGCGGUCUUCGCACUCGCACUUGGUCACAGAAAUCCAAAGAGUUUACUCGGACUAACCCUAAACUAACUUACCCGUAACUUGCUUCUGAUUAGACACGGUUAGCUAGGAUUGCGGUGUUGCUUCCUAUUCCCUUACUUAACAUCAACUACGGGGUGCGCUAGAGAUGCAAGGUGGCAGUUCACUAGAAGGAGGAAGAGGGGUGUGUUUUUUUUAGAGUUUUGGGUCGAGCUGAAGAACUCCGCUGAAUUCAACUCUCUCAAAGUGGCCCCUUCGACUUUCGCUGGGCGGAAUCGCGACUUGUGAUGUGUUCCGAAGGCCCCCGCUGGGCUGAAGCUAAGCAGGACCGAGAAAGGGCGAACGUCUGGAUAGGAGACCGCAUGGGAAGCACGUGUACGCCGCCCUGGGUUCCGCGAUGGAGGAAAUAGGAGAUAUUGUAAACAGAGUAAUAAACAUGAAUUGAUACGCGGGUGCUGGGCGGUCGCAAAGGAACACUGGCGCAUAGCUCGAAGUGGGCCAAGAGAACAGGACCCUAAGUUAUGGGUUCAAGCUGAACUGCUGGUUUGCGGUUCCUGAGGGUGCCUUGCCCGAAAACCAACGGGGGGAGGCAUUUGAGGAACUUUCACUUCCUUCCAAGUGUUAAUUAGAAGCCGAGGCUGGGGAAGAGAAGUAGAACUGUGAAGAGAUGGAGAGAAUAAAUCCAAAAGAGGGAGGGGUGUGGGUGUUUAAUGUUGCAUGAAAGAGAAAAGUCUCUCAAUCAUUUUCUUUUUAGGAUUAUUUUUUUUUUAAAAAAGGUGUGUGGGGCAGUCAAACCUUGAAAGAGGCUUUUCAAAGUGCCAGGAGGCGCCGGGAUCAUGUGAGCAACCACCAGUGGAAAAACUUAGCGCGCCUCUCUCGCCCUUUUGAUAUUCUUCGCACCUCGACGCAAGGGGAUGCGAGGCGGAGGGCGCGCGGGGGGCAGCCGCCUCCCCCCCAGGCCCCCAAAACAGAAGAGGCGCUUUGUGGGUCCGCCUUUGUGCUUGGGGGCCAGGCCGGUCCCAUCACCACCUACUGCUUUCGCAGAUCAAGACGGGGGAACUUUUCUGUUUCCAAAAAGCUGCACGCGUUUCCAAAAGGCCAAGAAGGGAGCAUCACUGCUGUGUCUGAAGUCCCCAGAUGGGCGGGUUUGGUUGGGAUCCCAGCACCUACCUGGGCAGAGCGCUCGGCGCAAUAUAGGCAGCCACCCAAAUCCUAAGGAUGAACAGCGAAACAGCGAAUUUGCCCUAAUCUGGUUUCAUUUCAAUUCACGUGGGGAGAUUGAUCCUUCAAAACUUAAUGAAAGCGUUUCUUUUUUUCUCAUCCGCUAACAAGACCACGUAAGAUAUUCUGGCCAUUUAAAUGCCCGCUUCGGAGGAAUAAGUAGUUUUAAGUUUGCAACCCUAUGUACACUUACCUUAGAGUAACUCCACUUACAUUCAAUUGAACUUGCUUCUGGGUAGACAUAUAAAGGGUUGCUCUGAAAAAGUCGAGAUCGCUAGAAAUUUUCUAGUUCUUGUUUACAUUUUAAUUCUGAUAUUCCUCCCCAAUUAAAAAGGCAGUCCUUUGCUAACCUGCAUUCCUGUUUCUCUUCCCGCGUUUUAAUUUACCCGGUUCUUCUGGACAGCUUUUUUCCUCAAAAUUUCCUAAACUGCACAUCUACAACACAUCCUAAUUUUGACUAUUCCUUUCCUUUCAUUCGAAUUGUUUUCUUACCAACAAAGUUUGCGCCUAGCGCCUUCCACGAUUUUCACUAAACUUAUUUCUCCUAGUUUAGUUUAUACAUUAUCACGAGGGAGCCUCGUGCAUUUUUAAAAACCCACAUUUUAAUUGCCAUAAAGUCUGAGAUUCUUUUUCCAAUCUUGUUUUAAUAAAUCGACACACAAAUUAUUAAGAUGUAUACGGAGCAACAUUUCUUCCCCAUCGAGUGAUAAGAUCUAAAACAAAUCCCUAGCUGUUGAAGAGACUUGUGUGAUUCGUAAACUUGCCUACUCCUGCACCCAAAAGACGCAAAGUCUAAGAAGAGACUUAAUUUUACCUGCGGUGUCCCCCCCAACACCCCGAUUCCAACCCGGCUAGCCUUGCCUUGCAGCGAGAUCUAUAAGAAAACGGCCCAAAUGCGCACUUUGCAUGCGUGCGAGGGAACGCCGGCUGCUGCCUGACGCUCUGCCCUCGGAUGCCUGCAUUAUUGAGCCCUGUCGGGCGUGUUGUGUCAAUCAAUGCACGGAAGAAGCAUCAGGUGGGAGAUGCACCAGGAACCAAACUCAUGUCCAUGCAGGCGACCGGGGAGCAUCUUUUGCAGCGCCGGAGGCGUAGAGCGCACGACAAAUAUUUCCAAACUUAGGGAGAACAAAACUCGCCCGCGGGAUACAUUUGGAAUUUUUGCAACCCCGGGGUGACGAUUCUUUUAGUUAUAUCAAAGUGCGGAAAUCAGGAUUAAACAGAUCAAGAGGUACAUAGACGUAUCCCGGCACUGCGCUGCCCUCAGGGUAGAAUUCAACACGCCGGUCUGGCUGAGCCCUACUCUAAACACUGCGCAAUGGGAAUAAGUCCCAUAUUGCCGUUAUUCGGCCUCAUCUUGUGUCAAACUUAAGGAGGGGGGAAAAGUCAUCCCAGCGAAGUGACUGCGAGCUGCUAAGGAAUCGGAUGCCGGUCUCCGAAGGCGGCUUUUUGAUCUGAACGGGACUUUCCCCUACUGGAAGCUGAAGGAAUCCCGGCAGGGCUUUGGAGAACUAAAAACCCCAGUGCCUCUACCAAGCGAUUUCAUGCCGAUCAUCCAGCCACAGUCUUAGUGCUGGGCUGCUGAAUCGAAUGAAGAGGAGACGAGCAAGAUUCGGACUUGCUACCACGUGCGGCCCAAAUCCUAUGCACACAGUUAGGAGCGCCUAUGCCGCUUGAAACUUGUGCAGGACCCUCAACUUUUCUGAGAUCAAGGUUAGGAAGGGAGAGAUGUUCUGUUCUCGGAAGGCUUUCUACAAAUGGUGCAGAAUCUCUCUCUUCCCUGACACUGCUGACUCACACAGGAGAGCUGAGGGAGGCACACUUACCACCCUCAACAUGCUGCCUCACAGGCAAGUCUCCCCAAAACCGAAGGCCUCCCAAGUCCAGGUGUGUAACAUCUCCGGUGCCCCGUCUAGAAGCACAUGGCUGAUCUAAAACCACGUUCAUUCUAUGAAAGCACAAGAAGGCGUGAGGCUACGAUCCUAACCGCUCCCUCGUUACUUGAGAGUAAAUCCCGCUGAAGCUGGCAGGGCUAACUGGGCAAGGAUGCUUUGCUUGGAAGAAAGGCUGCAGUCCUAAACAGUUUUAUUAGGGGCAGCAAUUUUCCACUGAGCUCAGGUUAACAUGUCGGAGUAAACGUAAGUAGGACUGGGCGCAACUCAACGGGGUUCAGCUGCCAGUAAAGUUUUGUGGAAAACUUACCCCACUGGUAAAGUCUACUCUCUCUUUUUAUUUCUCUUUUUUACAGGCUGAGGAAAAUAACUCGAAGAAGGAGGAGUAA